This is a messenger RNA of Saprolegnia parasitica CBS 223.65, 1692 nucleotides long. RefSeq lists its product as hypothetical. The record is from RefSeq and is a predicted model, not a curated record. NCBI's taxonomy places the organism in Eukaryota, Oomycota, Saprolegniomycetes, Saprolegniales, Saprolegniaceae. The transcript is spliced from 4 exons. Bases 1 to 1692 code for a protein of 563 amino acids.
AUGCCGCGUGUCGCCGACAGCAGCCAGCAGCCGACGCGGCGCUACGCUGUCAAGUGCAACUACGUCGGUCUCUUUUUGAGUGCCUGCUCGCUCCUCAACAUUGCGUCCAUGCCCAUGAAGGCGUACAUCUCCGAGUACCUCCCUUGGCGCGCACCGCCCGUCAUGCCCGACAUGUUCAGCAACUUUUCCGACUUUAGCGCGCACAUGCUCGCCUUUGACAAGCGACUGUACAACAACGCCACGCUUCCGCGGGGGGCCACCUACGUGACCGACUGGACCAACGACGUGCAAGUGAUGCGGCAAGUGCUUUAUCCAUUCGCAUUGGCACCGCUGGCCCGAGAUGCGUGUCUUGGCUCGUUUCUGCUCGGCAUGCCGGGUUUGAUCUUUUACACACCCGCGCAAAUGGAUCUGCUUUGCAGUCUCGUCGCAACAAAAAACGCGUCGGAGUUGCAUUUUCCGCCGGGUGGGUGUUUUGCCAACGCGCUGUCGUCCCGUAACGUUGGCACGUCGUGCUACUGGAUCGACCACGGCAACACGCUCACGAACGCAACCGAGCCGGACGCCGUGACGCUCACGUACGUGUACAAUGCGACUCGGUAUUACAAAUGGCUCUGGUGCAAGUUUGCCUACCGUAUUAUGAGCACCUGCUUUGUGGUCUAUCGUCUCUGGACGCAGUACUAUCGCCAUUGCGUGGGGCUCUAUCAACGCCUCGCACGCGCGAGCCACUUUGCAACGCCACCCACAACAAACUGGCGCUACGAGCUCGUGCUGGGCGACCCCACCGCCAUCAUCCUCAUGGAUCCCAUGGUCGCGCUGGUCUUUCUCGUCGACAUUUGGAUCAGCAUCGGCAAUGUCGGUGUCGCGGUGCUGCGCGCCUCCCAGAACGGUGACCUCGCCGUCAACUUGCUCAACAUCCUCUACUUGUCACGGACGGUCUGGUUUGGCUACUUUGCACUUUGCCUCACGGCGUUUUAUCUCCGGCGCUAUUCCAAGCAACAUCUCUUUGCCGACGUCGACACAACCAUGGUGGCAAUUGGCGUCACCGCCUACGGGCCGCUCAUUUCGUGGCUCAGCGGCAACGUUGCCGCGCUGGCGGCUGCCUAUCAAUGGUGCUUUACAGCUCCUGUCCCCGUCGACAAGACGAGUCAGGAAAAUGAGCUCGUGCUCGGCUGUGUCCUCUACACGCUGAGCAUUGCCUGCAUGCCAGUGACCUACGGUUUUACCGCGGCUUUUGUGCGCCACCAUCUGCUACCCCGCCUUGGCACGCGCGAUUACAGCAGCUACCUCUACAACACGAUCAAGAACCGGGCGCUCUUGAGCUUGGUACGUCCGUUUCGCGACGCGACACCUAGUCGCGGAGGCGCUAUCUACGCCCUCUUCGAUCUCGACCCACACUGCAAGAACAGCCCGACACUCAGUCUCUCGGGCGCCGACUGCUACCUCCUCUGCUACGAAAAUGAAGAGCUUUGUGAAAAGCUACGCCUCAGCCUCCUCUGCAGUUUAAGGCAAGCGCGUGAGAAUCCAAAAUCGUCCGUCUCCGAGACCCGCACACUAUCACCGUACGCCUUCAACGUCCUCGACUUGCAAGAACCCGACGUGCCGCGGCGCAUGAAGGAAAAAUCAUUCAUGCACAUCAAAGGCAUCUUUGUGGGGCUGCAGCGACCGCUCGAGUCAUCCCCAUGGUGUCUUUAA